Manduca sexta (tobacco hornworm) is the source of this 8202-nucleotide messenger RNA. It is a transcript of the gene Wnk, whose product is annotated as serine/threonine-protein kinase WNK1. Gene Ontology annotation, molecular function: chloride channel inhibitor activity; ATP binding; potassium channel inhibitor activity. Gene Ontology annotation, biological process: negative regulation of sodium ion transport; positive regulation of potassium ion import across plasma membrane; positive regulation of sodium ion transmembrane transporter activity. The coding region runs from base 547 to 8103 and encodes 2518 amino acids. Lineage: Eukaryota; Metazoa; Arthropoda; Insecta; Lepidoptera; Sphingidae. The record is from RefSeq and is a predicted model, not a curated record. Gene Ontology annotation, cellular component: cytoplasm. The transcript has 36 exons.
CGCCAUUUACUGCAAUAGACUGAACGAUGUCUGCGGAUUUUAUCACAUAUCUAUAAUAGAACACGGAGAGACGCGAGUGCAAUGUACGGGUGUCUAAGUGUGCUAUGUCAAUGGUUUUGUGGUUCGUAAUCGAACUAUCGAGUGUUCCCGUAAUGUUUUUCAUGCCGGCACACAGUUUUCGCGAGUGUAGAAAGUAUUUUUUUUGCUGAUAACAUAAAACCUGCAUAAGUAAACUUUCCAAAAUCUUCCUGAAGACUGUUAAUUUUUUAGAUUUAGUUUUUUUCAUCCUAGCUUAAAGACAGUUUGGAGCGGUGACCAGCGUGAAGGAUGACAACACAGCGAGAGAGAAUCAAAAGACGGAACUAGCUAUUUAUUUAUUAUUUUAAUUAGUUUAAUCCAUUAAUUUUCGUAGAAUUUACCCCGUAUACUCUCAUAUUAAAGGGCAAAUAUAUUAAUUAAUAUAAUUUAAUCAAAUGGAAUUGCUAUUUAUUCGAAGUUAAUUGAGAUUAAAAAUGGAGCUCUGAUUCGACGAUUGAUGGAUGUAAUAUGGACAAUAUGGCUUCCAACGUGUCCUUACGGAGUAACAAACAGAGAAAAGACAAUCUCAUCACGCGGAAACAGGAUAAGUCCCCGGAGAAGACUAUCAGGGGAACCAGGGGUGCGUACAGGGGAAUCCCCUCUACGUCCAAGCGGACCGAUGAGGACGAGACGGGCUCGACGGAAAGACUGGACAGACCAAAGAAAUUCAUAUCCCAGAACAAGAGCAACUAUGGAUUGGGGAAGAGGCCGGACUUCUCGCUUAAGAACAGGAACGUGCAUUUAGCCUCCUCACGGUAUGGCCAGAUGACAUCAGGCCUACACAGCCACGGGCAUUCGAUAUCGCAGCCGCCGGCGCAUCAUUUGGAGUCAGCCACCGUUAUACCGGCGAAAGAGAAGACCGUGCACGGGAAAGAGAAGACGUUCAAGGUUGUGGUCGGCAGCGAGGUGGGUGUGAUGAAGACGCCGGUGCUGGGCCCGAGGCCGUACAACGCGCUCGCCAUCAUACACACGCAGCAGAGCAACACGUUUGAUAUGCUCAACUCGCUCACCACCAGCGUGGCGAGUCAACCAGUGGGCGUGGGAGGUUACCGUCGCCGCAGCUCGGGCCAGGGUCCCAUCCGUGAUCCAGAGCUGGACGACAGCGGCAACAAGCUCGUCGCGAGGCUAGAGGACGACGCGUUCAUAUCGGAACAGGAUCUGGAAGAAAACAUAGAAAUAGCGACCGGCAAGGGAUUGCCGCACAAGCCGCCCGACGCGACCGACGAGGAACAGCCGCAGGAACCCCAGAACGGCAUGGUGUACGGACCGAUAUACGAGCUGGAGAAGCUCGACCAAAAAGACAAACACAAAGAAGAUAAAGAAGAUGAGGAGGAACCGAUCGGAGUGUCGCCGUGUGGCAGGUUUUUCAAAUACGACAAGGAGGUUGGUAGAGGCUCGUUCAAGACCGUGUACCACGGGCUGGACACGCAGACCGGUGUGGCCGUCGCUUGGUGCGAGUUGUUGGAGAAAAAACUGAACAAAACCGAGCGGCUAAGGUUUAGAGAGGAAGCGGACAUGUUGAAGAAAUUGCAACAUCCGAACAUUGUCCGCUUCUACAACUACUGGGAGGGCACUGUGGCCAAGAAGAAGAACAUCGUGCUGAUCACCGAGCUCAUGCUGUCCGGGACGCUGAAAGCAUAUCUACGAAGGUUCAAAAAGAUCUACCCGAAGGUGUUGAAGUCAUGGUGUCGACAGAUUCUGAAGGGUCUGAACUUUCUGCACUCGCGGACUCCGCCCAUUAUACACAGAGAUCUGAAAUGCGACAACAUCUUUAUCACUGGUACGACUGGCAGCGUGAAAAUCGGCGACUUGGGACUAGCGACACUCAAAAAUAGGAGUUUUGCAAAAUCUGUCAUUGGCACGCCGGAGUUCAUGGCGCCGGAAAUGUACGAGGAGCACUACGACGAGUCCGUGGACGUGUACGCGUUCGGCAUGUGCAUGCUGGAGAUGGCCACCGGGGAGUACCCGUACAGCGAGUGCAGCGGGCCCGCGCAGAUAUACAAGAAAGUCGUGUCGGGCGUGAAGCCGCAGAGCUUGGAGAAGGUGACGAUACCGGAAGUGCGGGAGAUCAUCGAGUCCUGCAUACGGCCGAACAAAGCUGACAGGCCAAAAGUGAAAGAUCUGCUGAACCACGAGUUCUUCGGCGAGGACAUCGGGCUGCGGCUGGAGAUCGUGGACCGCGACCUGGUCACCUCCUCGGACAUCACCAAGAUACAGUUCCGCCUCAAGAUCAUCGAUCCUAAGAAACGAUCGUACACGCACAAGGAGAACGAGGCGAUCCAGUUCGAGUUCGACGUGGAGAACGACGACUGCGAGGAGGUGGCCAACGAGAUGGCGAAGGCGGGACUCAUCAUGGAGGAGGACGCGCGCAUCGUCUUCAAACUGCUCAAGUCGCAGCUCAUCAGCCUCAACAGAGAAAGAAGUGAGAAGAAAGCCCAGAUGUUGUUCAACCAGGAGGUGAUGAUCGAGCAGAACCGGCAGCAGCAGCUCUUCGAACAGCAGCUAAGACAGAUGAAGAUGAUGCAGAAUCAGCAGCCAGGCCCUGUGGACCAAGUGAAAGCCGGUCUUCUGAACGGAGUUGGACCGCAGCCUCUAGCAAAUGUGCCGCUAGACCAACAGUCCCAACUCCUGCAGGCGCAACAGCAAGUCCUUCAGCAGCGGAUCCACCAGCUGAACAACGAGGAGACAGCGAUGAAGUUGCUCCAGCACAACUUCAUGCAGGCGAGGAUGUCGCCGUCGGACCAGCAGCAUCUGCUGCAACAGCAACAGGUGUUACUCGAGCAUAAGCUUAAACAACAGGCUUUAAUGGAACAGAAUCUCCUCAACCAGCACAUGCUGGAACAAACCGUCCAAGGGCAAGUUUUAAUUGAUCAACAAUCCCAGCAAAUUCUUGAGCCAGCCGUGUCCCAAUCGCAAAUCCAACCCGGCCUUCUUAAUCAGCAGCUAGCGGCUGCGGAGAUCAGCAACCAGAACCAAGUGCUGCAGCAGCAGAUUAUACAGCAACAGCAGAGCAUCAUCGCGCAGCAAGCGGCAGCUAUACAACAGAAACAGCUAGAAGAACAAUUGACGGCGCAAGAGAAUAUAAUGUCCACCCCGCAAACAGUCGUCAACAAUCAAAUCCUAGAUCCGUCGUUACAGAACUUGCAGAACAUAUUAGCCCAGAUCAUACACAGACCAGACACGCUUCAGUCGAGAAAGGAGUCUGAAUCAGAAGCUGUACCGCCUCCGCAACACCAGCAGCAGCACCAGCAACAGCAGCAGCAACAGCAGCAACAACAACAACAACAACAGCAACAGCAACAACAGCACCAACAACAACAACAACAACAACAGCAACAACAGCCACAGGUGCCCUCUCAGCCUGUCCCUCAACAGCAGUCUGAAAUUGAACAAACUCAAGAGCAAGACUUGCAGCAAAAAAUGCAAAACCUGAUGGCCGCGCAAAUACACCAACAAAACGUCGCGUAUCAGCAAAAUCAGCAAUAUGUCCAGCCUAUUUUAACAGCCGCCGUGGACCCUGCUAUAUUAGCGCAGCAACAGCAAGUGGCGCAAGCCCAACAGCAAGUAGCGCAGGUUCAACAACAGCUCAACAUGCAGAAGCAAAUGCUGGCUCAGCAACAACUAGCACUUCAACAGCAAAUGUUGACACAACAACAAUUACACAUUCCUGGGCAGACGUUAUCUCCGCAACACAUCAGGAAUUUGCAACAUCAACAGUAUCUAGCGCAGCAAGAGUUACAGUUACAGACUCAACAGAACAUUAUAGACCAACAAAACUUGGCGUUGUUGGCACAAAAACAGCAACUGAUGGGACAGCAACAUCAGAAAGUGGAGGAGAUGUUGCGAGCACAACGACCCAUGUACCAAAGGCAGGGUUCGGAACAGAGUCAAAUAAGCGGCGCCGACGUACACGAUCAGCAGAUGAUGAUGCCGGAUUAUCAAAAACCGCCGCUGCAACAACAGGUAUCCAUCGACCAGCUUCAGUACCAGAACCAAUAUUUGGAUAUGCAAAAACAACAAUCGCUGCAAUCCGAUGAACAUUACCAUCAAGUCCAUCAAAUGCAGGGUCAGUCACUGCCACACAACUUACAAAUGGCGCAGAACUUUAGCGUGGUGCAGCAGGACAGGCAGAUAUCUAGUCACGAGGGCACGCCCGUUCAGAAUUAUUCUGCCAACCCACUGCAGAUGUACCAGCCGCAGAGUCAGACGGUGCAGAUGAUGCAGUCGAUACCCUCGUCGGUGGCGCAGAGCAUGCAGCAAGACAUGCAGAUGAACGUCGCGCAGACGAUGCCCCAAUCGAUGUCAUCAGUGCCGCAGCCGAUGCAACCGAUGCAGUCGAUUCCGCAGCCUGUGCAGUCAAUGCCGCAGCCCGUGCAGACCAUCCCGCAGGCGGUGCAGUCCAUGCCACAACCGGUGCAGACGAUCCCGCAACAAACGCAUUCGCUGCCGCAGCCAACAUCAAUGCCACAGAGUGUCCAAUCAAUGCCGCAGCCGAUGCAAGCGAUACCACAACAGACCAUGCCCCAACCGGUUCAGUCGAUCCAACCUAGUCAGAUGCAGAUGCAGCCGAUCAACACUCAUCCCCAACAGAUGCAGUCGCAGCAGCAGCAGAUACAGUCGAUGUCGCAGCCGACACAAGCUAUUCCACAACCGGUGCAGUCAAUUCAGCAGUCGAUGCCGCAGCCGAUGCAGUCAGCACCACAGCCCGUACAGUCAAUACCGGCAGCUCCUUCGCACCCAACCGCGGCGCAUCCGCAGCCGAUACCCUCGCAUCCUCCACCGCAGGAGAUGGUGUUGCAGCAGCUGAGCUUACCGACGGAACAGAUCGAUAACGGGUACCAAGCCAACGGAGGGAAGGAACAGUUCCUGACCCCUAUGAACGAGUACCCUGCGGGUGCGCCAGCGGAUCAGACGCGGCAACAAGAAUUGGGCUCCGCUGAGGAAAGACAGUCCGAAUCACAGUCAGAGGCGAGCACGGCAAUCCCAUCGCCGAUCACCAGCGAGAAGCGCUCGCGCGGAUCCAAGAAGCGUUCGCGCGAGAAGGACAAGCUGCCGAAGCUGACCGUGCUGGAUGUCAACGAAGCCGCCACCGUCGUGGAGUGCCAGCUCGAGUCCAAGUCGAAGACUGUCACCUUCAAGUUUGACGUCACUGACGUCAACCCUGAGGAGAUUGCUAGUAAUUUGGUGUCGAACAACCUACUCCCGGAGUGGCAGAGCGCCACGUUCAUGGAGCUGAUUAAGGACAUUGUGAACCAGCUGAUCACCAACCCCGGUGUCACGCCCGUACUCAACCCGGCGCACCACUCCGCACUCAGGCUUAACAUUGAUAAGACUGACUACGACUCCGAGACAACCGAACGCGAGGAGAAUCUCACGGACUCGAACCAGGACAACUCUGAGUGCACGACGCCGACCGCGUCGCACGACAACAUCGCUGCCGAGCUCGCGUACGACCAGCCGGGGGAUGCGCCCGCGCAGGACCCACUGCCCGAACCCGUGCCACGGCACACGCAUAUCGACACCGUUGCCAGAAAGAUCAGCACCGCGUCUUCUAUAGGAUCAAAUCAAUCGGACGGCGGUUCGAUAGCGCACGAACGCUCCGGUAGCACGGAGUCGCAGAACGGCGAGAAAAAGCCUUCUAAGCCGACUCGUAAAAUAUCCCGGUUUCUAGUCAGUCCCGUCGUGGAUCGGGACGAAAACGUGCCCGAGGAGAAGACUGUUAUAGCCGAGCCGGAGAAGCCGCCGGACCGGCCCCCGGACAGGCCGCAAGAACGGCCGCCGGACAAAGAGCCGCAGCUCAACGGACUACCGGAGAAGGAGCCGGUGCCGCCGCAACCCACAGUUCCUAUUCAGUAUUCAGUGCAAUCGCAGUCGCAGACGUCGCAGACCGUCACCGAGCAGCGGCCGGUGGAGGUGCAGCCUGAGCGGCCGCCGGAGAGGCCGCCGGAGGUGAAGCAGGAAGUGCCGAUGACGAGCAUGCCGAUGCCUAUCGCCAGCAUGCCCAUGCCGAUCACUAGCAUGCCAAUGCCGAUCACCAGCAUGCCCAUGUCGAUGCCGAUCAACCAGACGUUGCUGCAGCCGAAUCUGACGACUCCGCUGCAGAUAGCAACGGAUACUCCGUUACUGGGGCUGAGCCAGGUGGGCACGCCGAUGGGCGCAGAGCUGGGGCUGAACGUGCUGGGACCGUCGCUGCCGCUGUCGGCACAGCAGACGCUGACGCCCACGCCCGGCGUCACCGACGCGCUCUCCAACGCCGAGAACAUACAGAGGAUGCUGUUGAAGCAGAAUAUUAUCAAUCAGCAGCAGAAUCUCUCCGGGCCCAAUCUGCUGGGUCUCCUCAACCAGCCGGCCUUCCCGCAGCCGGACCUCGGGCUGCACACCACCAUCCUCAACAACGCGCAGCCUGCGUCGUCGAUGGGCGCCCGCCUGCCGCCGCAGUACCCGCAGUACUACCCGCCCAUGCUGGGCACCGCCAACGACUUUAUAGCGGCCCAGCAGCAAGCGUUGCAGACGUCGGUGAGUCAGCUGGCGGGCCAGCAGAUGAGCCCCGCGUUCGGGCUCGGGUUCGGGCUGGCCUCCCCGCUGCCGAUGGCGCCGCCGCUGCAUCUCCAGCACCAGAACAUCGCGCUCAACCAGAAUCUUAUGGGACAGAAUCUUGGACAAAACUUAGGUCUAGCAAGUCAAAACUUAGGAUUAAGCGGUCAGAAUCUCAUUGGUGGUCAAAACUUAGCGCUGGGCGGGCAGGCGCUAGGCCUGGGCGGACAAGCGCUGGGGCUGGGGGGGCAGACGCUGGGGCUGGUGGGGCAGAACCUGGGCCAGCUGGUGGCGCAGCGGGCCGUGCACCACGCGCUCACCAGGCGACCCAUCGAAGUCGAUAUGAGCAUGACAAACGUGAACUCGACGGGCUCGUCGCAGCCGAGCACGCCCAACAAGAGUCACUCCUACAGCGAGUACAUGCUCUCGCUGCAGCACAAGCUCGCCUCCAUAUCCAACAGUGGCCCGGUGUCCCCGCAGUCUCCGCUGGAGUACAGCCCCGCGCUGUCCCCCACGCACAGGCAGAUGGCGUCACUCUCGCACGCUAUGCAGAAGUCGGAGGGCGCGGAGGCGGACAAGGCGCGCCACGUGGCGCAGCUCGCCGAGCUGGACCACGAGCUCAGCAAGAUCAGUCUGCACUACAAGCACGCGCCGCCCAAGGACGUGUUCAUCGAACACAACCCGGACGAGCACGAGAUGCUCGCGGAGACCAUCAACGACGCCGCCGUCACCACAUACGAAGCAGCGGAGGUGGGCGUGGGCGUGGGCGGCGCUGGCGGCGGCGCGGGUGGCGGCGCGGGGCGGUUCGUGGUGGCGCGCGCCGCCCCCUGCCCCGGCUACGCGCUGUGCCGUCUGCUCGCCGAACAACGCACCGCUAAAGAGCUGGUAUCACAGCGGCACGGGUACGAGGACGGCGAGGCGGAAGCGGAAGGGGACACCGAGGCGGAACCGGACACGGAGGGCGCCGACGCGGACGUGGCCGAGUGCGAGACGUACGUGGUGACGGAGGCACGCGCCGCCACCUACCUCGUGGGCGACGCGCUCGCCGGCACCACCUACACGCUGCUGCACCCCGGACGCCAGAUACAGAGGCCCGCGUGCAUAUCGAGUCCUGUGUCUCCGGGCGAGGCGGAGCGCAGCUACUUGGUGCUGGACCCGGCGCGUGACGUCACCUGCACUGUCAUCGACCACGCGCUGCGGCUCGACGCCGACGACGCCUUCCGGCCGUUUGUCGACGACAAGUUCGCAUACCAGCCCGCUGUCGAGCCGGGCGGCAGCGUGCAGGGCGCGUCGGAGGAGCUGUCCCGGUGGUGGCUGGAGGCGGAGGGCGCCGCCCCGCGCCCCGCCCCCUCCGCCGCCGCGCCCGACCCGCGCCUCACCACGCUCAGCGCCGCCGGACUCGUCGCCGACGUGCUGCUCGACGACAAGAUCACCGAUAAAGUAUUGUGCCGGCAGGUGGUGCUGUUGUCGGUGCGGCCGGCGCUGUUAUGACAAGUGUAACGACUCACCGUGUACCUUAUAUUUAUUGUACGACUACCUUGUAACAUAUAUAUCAUUACUCUAAAUAAAAUAUUAACAUGUGAUAUCUAA